CUGGUAAAGGGUCAUUACAGACACGGCCAUAAGUCCCAAGCUAAAGUACCUCAGAGAAUGGCUGAUCUAGAAGGCUGCUUGCAAGCUGCGUUGGCUGAAUUCAAGGCUCAGUUUGGAGGAGAGAGUCCUAGUAUUGCAGUGUAUGCUCCUGGCCGCGUCAAUCUGAUAGGCGAGCAUACUGACUACAAUGAUGGCUUUGUCCUCCCCAUGGCGUUGCCAUUGGUUACUGUGAUUGUGGGUCGUCGUUCAUCAUCUAAAGAGUGUCGUCUUGUAUCGAAAGCUGUGAAUGACCUUUGCCCUCCGUUCCCUGUACCCGCGUACCCCCCUCCGGGGUUAGAAGAGGUCAAUCUCGAUGGACCACGCUGGGCACUAUACGUUAAGGGUGUAGUAGCACUCAUGAAUAAAGACGGUGGAGUGCCGGUAUUUGAUGCAGUCAUAACGAGCUGUGUACCCCUAGGAGGGGGUGUGUCCAGCUCUGCCUCUCUGGAGGUCGCCACUUGUCUCUUUGUUGAACAACUCAAAGGUGGGUGUGGUCUUGGGCUGGUAGACAAGGCAAUGCUGUGUCAGCAGAGUGAGCAUCGCUACGCUGGUAACAAGUGUGGUAUUAUGGACCAGUUUGUGUCAGUGAUGGCACAGGAAGGCCAUGCCCUCCUCAUUGAUUGCAGGGAUCAUGCAACUGAGAACAUUCCCUUGUCAGAUCCUAGUCUGGUUGUCAUGGUAACUGACACAGGGAAGCGUCAUGAGCUCAGUGUGGGAGGAGAGUACAACAAGCGCAGAGAGAGUUGCUAUUCUGCUGCUAGCAAGAUGGGCGUGGCAUCACUGAGACUAGCAAAGCUGGAGCAAUUAGAAGGUAGUGGACUGACUGAUGUGGAGCUGAGGAGGGCACGUCAUGUUAUCACUGAGAUAGCACGCACACAAGACGCUCGUGAUGCACUCAAGAAUGGUGACUAUAAAACCUUUGGACAUCUCAUGAACCAGAGCCAUGCAUCACUAAGGGAUGAUUACGAGGUGAGUUGCUCUGAGUUGGAUGAGUUGGUGGUGUUGGCUCAGACUGACUCUCGUGUGUAUGGAUCUCGUAUGACUGGUGGAGGGUUCGGUGGGUGCACCGUCACCCUACUACCCAGGGACAUUGUGGAGGAAACAAAGGAGAGAAUGAAGGCUGGUUACUCUGGGACACCAACAUUUUUUGUUGCCUCUGCCAGCCCUGGCGCAGGAGUCAUCACCCAGCGACUGAAUGAACUCUGUACCUAGCUAGCUAAAGUGACUGAGAGACUGUAUAUCUGUCAGCUAGUGUAUGUAGAUGCUGUUGAUAUUUUUGUAAUGUUUUUGUAUACAUCAAUCCCGAUUGUUCUUGAUGAUUCUAA
Halichondria panicea is the source of this 1364-nucleotide messenger RNA. RefSeq names its product galactokinase-like. NCBI's taxonomy places the organism in Eukaryota, Metazoa, Porifera, Demospongiae, Suberitida, Halichondriidae. Gene Ontology annotation, biological process: carbohydrate phosphorylation; galactose metabolic process. The record is from RefSeq and is a predicted model, not a curated record. Bases 58 to 1251 code for a protein of 397 amino acids. Gene Ontology annotation, cellular component: cytoplasm; cytosol. Gene Ontology annotation, molecular function: galactokinase activity; ATP binding. The transcript has 8 exons.